GUGUUGUUGAGUCCUGAAUCAGUCAAGAAAGUGCAUGUCGUUGCGGAGAAGGCUGAUCGGGUGGCUGGGGAUCGCUAUCCUCCAGCGGAUUUGAAGGUACUGUAUGCAGAAACUCCACUUCCGAAAAGCACCUGAACUGUGCUACGAAUCUGAGCCCCAUUCUCAAUGAUUGCAACUGUACCUGUUGACGGCAAACUUUGUACAUCAAGUAAUUCCACCGAUACUCGGUGCCGAAUGUCUGACUAAUGCAGAUUGUACGACGCUGCAUGCAGAUUUUGUCCAGAUACUAUGCCAUAUACCGAAUCUUCACAAGAGAACCAUAAGUCAGAAUGACAUCUAGACUUCCUCCCGGGAUCGAAGGAAACCUCAUAGAAUAUGUUCAAGGGGGAGUGGGUGACUGGUUGUCAUUCGACCACAAGCGGUUCUAUACCAACGCGUUCAUCAUUCAGGGCGAUAAGAUUCUCCUCGGUUUGAAAAAACGUGGAUUUGGCAUCAACAAGUACAAUGGGUUUGGUGGCAAGGUGGAACCAGGAGAAACGCUCACUGAAGCUGCGAUACGCGAACUUAAAGAAGAAGCCGACAUCGAUGCGCCCCUCGAGCACGCAGGAUCACUGUUGUUCGUGACGAACGCCGUUGUAUGGGCUUUCCAGAUCGAGAUAUUUUCUGCUCGUUCGUACUCAGGAACACCUACAGAGUCAGACGAGAUGCGACCGAAGUGGUUCUCAUUUGCGUCACCCGCUACAUGUGAUGCAGACGCAAUAGUACCACCUAUCCCGUAUGAAAUGAUGUGGGAUGGUGAUGCUCACUGGCUGCCCCUCCUAGCACAAGGGCGCAAAUUUGUUGGCCGUAUUGAUUCUGUAACGCAAAACGAUGGUGAAUUUGCGAUGACAAGGCACUGGUUUGGCACUGUUAUUUAAGAUAACUAAAUGGAUUUACACUACCAGUUGUAAGGGAUGUCACUCUACUAGCCACGGACACCAGCUAUAUGGAAUUCCCUUUGUACCGGUUCGAAGUACUACUUAUGGAACUCCCUUUGUGCUCACUUAUAUAUAAAUAGUCGGUCCCUACUUUCUAUAGCUCCAGUGAAUAAACUCCCCCUCACUCAUUCUCUCUUGGUCCGAAUCAUUCCCCGUCGAACUCAAUCAACCAGCCUUACACAGUGUC
Molecule: messenger RNA, 1164 nt
Organism: Suillus bovinus
Lineage: Eukaryota; Fungi; Basidiomycota; Agaricomycetes; Boletales; Suillaceae
Product: NUDIX hydrolase domain-like protein
Exons: 5
Coding region: 330-917 (195 amino acids)
Biological process (GO): DNA protection
Molecular function (GO): 8-oxo-7,8-dihydroguanosine triphosphate pyrophosphatase activity
Source: RefSeq, a predicted model, not a curated record